UUUAAGAAAAUGGGGGAAGGGUGUGUGAGCGUCCACUGCAGCCGUGCCUAUUCUUUCUCCUGACGUCCUUCCUUCUCCUAAGUGUCAUACGAUUUCGGGAUGUAGAUUUUUUAACUGAACUGUUCUUAUUAAGAUAUUUUUGGGGGUGGGGGACGGCUGUUUUUUAACAAAAUAGCUACCCCUUAUGGGGGUGCGUUUUGAAACGGAGAUGUUUGUUUAUCCCAAACCAGAGGCUAGCUUCGUUGUUGCUAUUGGCUAGGUAGCUAGCACAUGUUUUCCGUUUUUAAAUAUACCAAGCUAGAGAUAAGCCGCUGUUUUGUAUUUAUUUAUUUAUUUAUUUUACGGAAAACAAGGUGUAUACCGAUACAUAUUUCCUCAAUGUGUUUUUCUACGGGGAGAUUUAAUUUUUAGCAUAGCGUGAGCUGAGUCUCAGUCUUUCGUUCCCGUUAAUUCGUUUUUUAUUAUCUAGCAAGCUAUUUGUCGAUUUUUGCCUUUCAGCAAGCUGGCUGGUUUUUCAACGCAGGUUGAUAGCCAGACCGAUUGAGCGAUUGAAUCAAGGACAUUAAGUAUUUCGGCCAAUAUUAUUUCGGAUGGCUGCCUAGGUAGCUGGCUAUGUGAUAAACGGAGGCGAAAUUGGUCGUGCUUGUUUUUAUGCCAAAAUGAUGCACAGUAUUGACAUUCGCUUAUAUACAGUGGAUUCUGGCCAAACAUGAACGAAUCUUAGUCGACUGUUAGAACUUAUCUUGUUUUGUCGUUUGCUGCUGCUGUCGUAUUUUAUCACUGAAAAUGCGGAUCGUCUGAGGAUACCAGUCCCUGCUGCGACGAGCAGAGAGAGGAUUCGACUCUCCUACACGGAUUCGCCGGCGGGAUAAGGCAUUGAUUGCCUUGGAACACUGGCUCGGCUGCGGAGCGGCCAAUGUCGACUGUUAUUUUCAGUUGGAUAUAAUUCUGUAAAUAUAUAUAUAUAAACACAAAUCAUUUAUAGUUCUAAAAGUAGGGACACUCAGGGACAAUGUCUUCUCGCUCAGCACUACCGUCUGGGAAUGAACGGAACUCGGACCACCAUGCCUCUCUCACGGGCAGCCGCUCGGAGAAGGGCUCGGGCUGGUCCAGCCGCUCGCUCGGGGCCCGCUGCCGGAACUCCAUCGCCUCCUGCACCGACGAGCAGCCGCACAUCGGCAACUACCGGCUGCUCAAGACCAUCGGCAAGGGCAACUUCGCCAAGGUCAAGCUGGCACGCCACAUCCUGACGGGCAGGGAGGUUGCAAUAAAAAUAAUUGACAAAACUCAGCUGAAUCCAACCAGCCUACAGAAGCUAUUUCGAGAGGUACGGAUCAUGAAAGGCCUCAAUCACCCCAACAUAGUUCAGCUAUUUGAGGUGAUCGAGACGGACAAGACACUCUACCUGAUCAUGGAGUACGCCAGCGGAGGUGAGGUGUUCGACUACCUCGUGUCUCACGGGAGAAUGAAGGAGAAAGAAGCACGAGCCAAAUUCCGUCAGAUUGUGUCAGCCGUCCAUUACUGUCACCAGAAAAACAUUGUCCACAGGGACCUCAAGGCAGAGAACCUUCUGCUGGACGCCGACUCCAACAUCAAGAUCGCCGACUUCGGCUUCAGCAACGAGUUCACGCUGGGGAACAAGCUGGACACGUUCUGCGGGAGCCCCCCCUACGCCGCGCCCGAGCUCUUCCAGGGCAAGAAGUACGACGGGCCCGAGGUGGACAUCUGGAGCCUGGGCGUCAUCCUCUACACGCUGGUCAGCGGCUCGCUGCCCUUCGACGGGCAGAACCUGCAGGAGCUGCGCGAGCGGGUGCUCAGGGGGAAGUACCGCGUGCCCUUCUACAUGUCCACCGACUGCGAGGGCAUCCUGCGCCGCUUCCUGGUGCUCAACCCCACCAAGCGCUGCACCCUGGAGCAAAUCAUGAAAGACAAGUGGAUGAACGCCGGGUACGAGGGGGAGGAGCUGAAGCCCCACGUGGAGCCAGUGGAGGACUACAACGAUGCCAGCCGCAUCGAAGUGAUGGUGGGGAUGGGAUAUUCCCGUGAGGAGAUCAAAGACGCCCUGACCAAUCAGAAGUACAAUGAGGUCACAGCUACCUACCUGCUGCUGGGCCGUAAAAAUGAGCUGGAGGGCAGCGAAUCGCGGUCAGGCAGCAGCUUGUCCCUGGCGCGGGUGCGACCCAGCACCAUCACCAACGGCACCAGCAAGCACGCUUCCUCUGCUGCCGCCUCCUCCUCUGGCUCCGCCUCCUCGCACAGCAAGACUCAGCGGAGCGCCUCCACCUACCAUCGCCAGCGGCGGCACAGCGACUUCUGCGGGCCCUCCCUGCCCGUGGCGCAUCCCAAGCGCAGCCCGACCAGCACGGGCGACGGGGAGCUGAAGGAGGAGCGGCUGCCGUCCCGCAAGGCCAGCUGCAGCGUGGUGGGGAGCCGCAGCAUCCCCCCCUCCAGCCCCAUGGUCAGCAGCGCCAACAACCCCAACAAGUCUGAGAUCCCCGACCGCCGCAAAGAGAUUAACGCCACCACGAACAACAUCCCAGCAAGUGCCAUGACUCGCCGGAACACCUACGUGUGCACGGACCGAUCCAGCACUGACAGACACUCCCUACUGCAGAACGGCAAGGAGAACAGUUCCCUGUCCCAUCGGCUCCCCCCAGCCUCCCCCUCCACCCACAGCAUUGCGGGGGCGGGGGCGUCCGGCUCCUCCUCCGGGGAGCGGUCCCGGCUCACUCGCGGCUCCACCAUCCGCAGCACCUUCCACGGGGGCCAGCUCCGGGACCGCCGCCCACCCCCGCACGCGGCCCCGCCCACCUCCCCCACCCUGUCCCACGAUGCCAGCCCCCUGCCGCACGCUCGCACCCGGGCCACCUCCAACCUCUUCAGCAAGCUCACCUCCAAGCUCACACGCAGGGUCACAGACGAACCUGAGGGAGUCUGCAGAUCUCCGGUCUCAAGUCGCCAUCUACCUGGGCAUCAAAAAGCGUCAGAGCCCCGGACCCCCCGAUGCGGCUGGGAUGUGAGGGUGCGGAGCCCGCGGGACCCGGCGGAGGUGGUCCUGGCCCUGCGCGAGGCGGCCCAGGGCUGCGGCUGCCAGGUCCACCUGGCCGGCCCCUUCCUGCUGUCCUGCACCCACGGGGCUGCCGGCUCGCGCGUGGCCUUCGAGGCCCAGGUGUGCCAGCUGCCCAGCGGGCCCUCCGAGACCAGCGGCGUGCGUUUCAAGCGCCUGUGGGGGGCGCCGCUCGCCUUCCGGGACAUUGCCACCAAAGUCUCCAAGGAACUGGAACUCUGAGGGCGACAGGGGGUGGGGGCGGAGAGGCGGAGGGGAGAAGGACCGAGAGAGGGAGAGACACUGCCGCCGACCCCUCCCCCACCCCCGCUUCGACAUCACACAGACACACGGACACGGACGGGUCGCCAUCCACCCCCCCCACCACCCCUUACCAGAGACAUCACUAUUCCUGGGCAAAAGGAGUCCAACUGAUUUUAUUUUUAUUCCUGUUGAUGAUAUCGUUGUCGUCGUCAUAAUGAUUAUAAUUGUUGUCAUUCUUUUUUUUUUGAACAGCUGCUAUUUAAAAUGUUUUUGAUUUUUUUUGUUACGGGCAGGGGAUUCACCGUCUUUUGUUGUUUUUCUUUUCUUUUUUUAAAGUCUUUUUUUUGUUUUAAAUCCUAGUUUUUGAGAGAUGCAUACAUUGAAGUAUUUCAAAGCCGCUUGAAAACAUCUGGCCCGUCGAUGUCAUUCUAGACUACGGCCACCAGGGGGAGAUAUGCAGAAACGCAGAGAUGCGCAGAGGUGCAACCUCCAGAGAAACAGUUUUCUCUUCCCGGUAACCGGCUGCCAAUUUUAAGCCAAGAUUCCCUUCGUUGUUUUAUUUGUCUUUUUUUUCUCGGUGAGGGCAGGAACAAAGCCGUCUGACUUCACAGUGUACAAAGCUGGGUGCGUGAUGACUUGCUUUUCUGAGCCACUACAGGUUUUUUUUUUCUCCAUGUUUUCUCCAUGCACAUUUUAAGAUAGAGCGUAUGACCUGUUCAUAUAUUAGCACUUUGAACUAACCGUAACCCCUCUGAAAAUUGUACCCCCCUUCUAAAAUGGUACCGUUCCAUGUGUGUGUGUGCGUGUUUUUUUUUUUGUUGUUUUUUUUUUAAUGGAGACUUCUGCACAAGAAUUAAGAUGAAAUGACAGUGACCGUUUCCUCUCUCACUGCUCCUUUGUCCGCUGACAGAACAAUUCUGUGCCAAGCUGAGCCGCGCUGGAACUAACACUGGCCUGGCUGACCAGGGUAUCUCGCUUUUCCGUUGCUGUGUCCCAGGCUGUGACCGUUGCACAAAUUCGAACAGAAACGGUUGAUAAUUGCAAUUUCAGACGUGUGGGGGAAAAAAAUGGAGGAAGAGACACAGCCAAGAACGGAGUGUUCUUAAGCUUUCCUUUUACAAAUGUGUUUCCUAGUUAACCAGCUAACAUGAAAAAAAUAACUCCAGUAAGCUCUAUUUUGUAUUAAUCCUUGUUAGAGUGGUGCAAUUUAUAGGUAUACAGCUACACAUGCUUUCUGUCAUAAAUAUAGAGUCAGCAUAGCUAUCACUGGCUGUUGCUAUCACACAGCUAUUUUAAUGAGGAUAUGGCUAUUUGACUCUCAUGAGCACAGGAAUGAAGGCUUUGUUUUUAAAAAGAAAAAAGUACUCCCAACGUCGAAGGGCAAUUUGGACUCGUAAUUGUUUGAUUGCUGAGAUGCUAAGGAACAUUUCAUGAAAUUUCAGACGAGGCCUCCUGUAACGUUACCUCCCUCCUGACGAGUUUUGGCGCUGACUGUUGCAGCAUUUAUAUUUUGCGGGCCCUCACUCUUGGCGUGCUUCUGAGCAUGCAUGCAGCAGAUUAGAUGCAGAGCUAGGGCGGUUGGAUCUCGCUCAGCUUGACAAAAAAAACUACUUGUGAAAUGAAGUUGUGGUGUAAGACCAGGAGACCCGGUGUACACCAGGUGAAGCUGUACCUGAGCCCUGGCACACCAGGGGAGAACGGGCGCUAGGUGCACUCAGUUGGACUUCAUCCCGCUGUUUCUUUUCCUGUCAUUAAAAAUCUUCACGUCCGCCCACAGUUGGCUCAGGCGCUUCGUUGCGUCUUGGAGUCAUUGGCUAUCAGCAGAAAUUUAAAAAUGGAAACGGAAAAGGUUUUGAGAGUUUUACGGCGCAGAGGAUUUUGUUUUUUCGAGGGUUUUAACGUGCUUACUCUUUGAUGUAUUUCUCUGCUUUCUAGGUUGCCUUUCCAAAUGCUCCCACACUCUUCUCUCCUUUCAGCAGCACUGACCUCUGACCUCUGAUCAGUACUUGGUGUGACAUUAGAUCCGGUCUUACUGGUUAGACAGGAUCUGAUUGCUGAUUGGAGGAGAGAGGGAGGGAGUGGUUUGGAAAGUAAAUCUGUAAUGGCCUGGGAGAGCCCAUCAAGGCAUCUCAGUAAGAAGUGGAGCUUGAAGGAGGGCAGACUUCAGUUCCUUCCUCUGCAUGUGAAAUGGGACAACCGUGUUGGAAGUGCCAGUGGUUUGGCUGGUUCCAAAAUUUGCACAACUGUCUGGCUCCCUGAAGACACGUUGGGAGAGAUCUCUCACAGCCCCCUCCUGGAGGACCACAGUGUCCCUUAGGGUUCUGAUCCACAUCACAGCCCCCCCCCCAUCUGAAAUCUGAGUGCUUUAGUGGCUUCAUGGUUUAUGGAGUAAGAGUCUGCUCUUCGGGACCCUUCAUUGCUGUGCUAUUGGGAAACACACAUGCUAGAACUGGUGCUCAUACAUGUCUGCCAGAUGGCCUGGUGAUGUACUCCAGAUGUGUUUCAGCUUGGUCAGGCCCGGCCACAGCAGUAGUGCGCUUCUCUGCGAAAGAUUCAGCCUGGGGAAUCGCUGGUUCGAAUCCGGGCUGCGCUUCAACCCGACGGUUGGUCAAGACUUUGGCAGGUGUGGGUGGGCGGAGCCUAUUUGACCUCUCGUCUCCUGGGACCUCGACUCUGCCAACUUGCCCGCAGCCUGUUCGGGAACCCGCCUUGCAGUUUCACCUGGCGGCUUGACCCCGGAGGGAUGCGUGGGACAUUUUAACUUCCAGUCAAGAGAGCGGGAUGGUUUCUCUUUGCUUUGCUUGCUCUGUCUGGUCUCGUGUUAGCCGUCCCUCAGGCGUGUCCACCUGCGGCUGUUUGCCUCCAGACCAGAGAGGGCGCCAUUGUAAACAGAUCUGUCAAAAGCCUGCAAAUGAGGGUGGUUUAGUCUUUCCGGUGGUUUUCCUGUUUUCCAUACCUUUCCAUUAGGCUGUUUACAUGCGAUUUGUGACGCUUCUCCUACUCUCUUCAUUCCAUGUUGUGUAAUUUCAUGUUGUUUUUCAGAUAGAUUUUCUCCACUCCGGGACAAAUGAAUCCCAAGACCUCUGACAUGCGCACACAAAUCCUCCCCCCUCAAAUGGCAUUAACCCCUUUUUCAUCUUCUCAUGGUUCUCAUACAAAAACAGUAUUGCACACUGGAACUCCUGUAUAAUACAAAAUCCCAUUGGUGGUGGUGUGGCUUACAACAGGUGUAUCCAGGACACUAACUUGUACGUGAAUCUGCCUCAUCCAGAGGAAUCGUGGGAUAUGAUAAACGCAGGCCUCUGAGUCGGUAAAUGUCUUAAAUGUGAAAGCUGUGAUUUUUGGACACUUCCUUGGAUAAAAGAUUUUCAUAAAAAUAAUAGUACCUUAAAAGAGGGGCCUGUCUUCUGCUCAUCACUUAGAUAUUGUUAGAUCUUAGGGACAUGUCUAAAGAGUAGGAAGCAGUAGGUUUAAAACAAUUGUUACUACAGAGGGGGUGCCAUAACAACCUAUUGCUGACUCACAGUCGGUUUUAACUUAAAAAAUAAAAUGACCUUUUCUCACACUGUUGAUUGGUCAGUUCAUUGAUUGCGAGCGCUAUUGCUGUUCAGAUAUGAUUCCAAAAAUCACAAUUCCAUGCAAGAAGUCGUUUUGGUCAGUGCUAGAUCACCAUUAGCCACUGUGCGAUUCAGCACGAGCAUAUUAGCAGCAGUUAAGUUCAGUGGACCGGGAGAGGUCUAGGGUCCCUCUUUGGUAUUUGGAGGUGGAGUUAGGACAGGAUUUUAAGGAAGUGUCCAGCAGGAACCUUUCUUGUGAUAAAAGAGAGAGCAUAUUCCUGGGGAUUUUGUGUCUGGUGUCAAUAUUGGGACAACUGACAGCAAGACCUGGCUUAUAGUAAGAUUUAAAAACAAGCAUUUUAAUGGGGUGUGACUUGAAGGGGGGUGUGAAACGGAAGCCUUUAAAACCAGAGAUGUAUCCAUUUAAGAAGCCAGUCACCAGUCUGUGAAAGAGAGCUGCAGUAUUCUUGUCUUGUUCAUGGGGAAUAAUGGAAACAGGUCCAGGCCAUGUUCCAACCUUAAAUUUGACGGUAACAAUGGAAGGUGAAAAAAUGGCAGAACUGGACCGCCGCAGGUUUACAGAAAUGCUUUAGUGCGGUCCCCUAUGGGAAAAGUGCCAACCAGUGAAGUUUACUGCUUUGUAGUCAUUGCUGUGUACCAAGUGCUAGUUGCAACCCCCGUUUUGAAUCGCUUCCUUGUCCAGAGUUGAAAAUGUUAAAUCAAGAAAAGGACCGACUUUGCAUCCUUCACUCGACGCUGUCUUUGAGCAUUUCGUCUACCCUACCGUGCUGUUCGGCUGCAGGUGUGCGUGGCUCGGCACUGUUAAUUUGGUCAGCGAAUCACCGCACUUUCACACCUUUCUAGCUGAUGUGACACUGGCCGAUGUGAUUCAACGCUGAUGUGACGCCAGGAACUCUUGAGGCAUCUGUUAAAAAUGGAUCGGAUGAAGUCGUCCCCUCCCAGAAAAGCAAACGGUCCUUCCUGACUACUGAGCAGCAGUCAUGCUUCACCCACGAGUUGAGUGAGCGGACUCCCCAGCACACAGCAAAGGACCCUGAUGCCUUUUUGAACACGGAAGUUUCUAGCAUAAGCAAAGCACUGUGCCCUGUGCUUGAGUGCGCGCUGUUUGUCCCUCUGCAGCAUCUGUACAGGCCACACAGAGGAACACCCCAAACCCAUCGCACGCGCACUCAGAACACACACCAACGCACACACACACUCAGACACAUAUACCUUACUCUCCCUGUAAAAAUCCAGCAGAGUGCUUGUAUUUGUAUCAUUGUGUAGAAAAACAAAGAUGAGAAAAGAAAAUAUGGGUCAAUUUCUUUUUUUUUCUUUUCAAUUUUUAAAUUAUUAUUCUGGUGCCGGCUGUGGUGCCUUUAGAUGUAAAGAAAAAAUGGGAACUACAGAAAAAAAGUUCAGAAAUAAAAAUUCACUGAUAUUGGA
Anguilla rostrata (American eel) is the source of this 8313-nucleotide messenger RNA. It is a transcript of the gene mark4b, whose product is annotated as MAP/microtubule affinity-regulating kinase 4b. Gene Ontology annotation, cellular component: cytoplasm. Gene Ontology annotation, biological process: microtubule cytoskeleton organization; intracellular signal transduction; protein phosphorylation. The coding region runs from base 1013 to 3289 and encodes 758 amino acids. The transcript has 17 exons. NCBI's taxonomy places the organism in Eukaryota, Metazoa, Chordata, Actinopteri, Anguilliformes, Anguillidae. Gene Ontology annotation, molecular function: protein binding; ATP binding; tau-protein kinase activity. The record is from RefSeq and is a predicted model, not a curated record.